CAGCAGAGUGGGGAAAGUAAAGAGACGGACGUCCACCUCAGCUGGUGUCGAUGUGAAAAGGAAAAGCAGGACGCCGGACGAAUACGAGCUGACGUGCCGCUUGCAUUUAUCUCAUCCGCAUUUAAAAUCGCCCUUUCAUUAUUCAUUUUUAUUUACAGUGUGGUAGGAGUUUUAUGAUAUCCUAAUAUGCAGACAAGACACUUAUUCAUCACUCUAAGCUGCUUAGUUAGUCUUCAAAGAGCCUCGUCUGUGGAAAUUCUACGGCCAAGAGGAGUUUCUGUGACAAAAACUUCGCUUUAUGACCCAGAGAAAAACUUCACUUGCUUUGAUGGGUCGUUAACCAUCCCCUUUGUGCAAGUGAAUGAUGACUUCUGUGAUUGCCCGGACAGCAGUGAUGAGCCAGGCACAGCCGCCUGUCCCAAUGGAUUAUUUCACUGCACCAACGCAGGCCAUCAACCCAUGGAUCUGCCCUCAUCUCGUGUGAAUGAUGGCAUUUGUGAUUGUUGUGAUGCAACGGAUGAGUUUGAUGGGCAAGAGAAGCUGGGUGGCGGGCACUGCACAAACACGUGCCAGGAGAUGGGCCGGGCGGCGCGUGAACUGGCGCAACGGCUGGCGGAAAUGCAGAAGCGCGGUGCCGAGGUGCGCAAGGAAAUGGCACGCAAGGCUGCUGAGCUCAAAGCUGGCAAGUCAAGUCGACUUGGCCAGCUAAGAAAGGAUCAGGAGGAGGCUGAGGCGCUCAAGGCCGAGAAGGAGGCCAUCAAGAAGCAGGCGGAGGAGCUGGAGACAGCCGCACUGGCCGUCUACAGGGAAGCUGAGGAGCUCGAGAAGGAGCGGCGGGCGCAGCUCAGCAAGGAGGAGAACGAGAAGGAGGCCAAGAGCAUGUUUGAACUGUUUGACGCCGACAAAGACGGCCGAAUUUCCAUCCCAGAGCUGAUGACCAAGCAAGAGUUUGACCAGAACCGUGAUGGUCAAGUUACCAAUGAAGAGGCCAGGUUCUUCCUUAAUCAAAACGAGGAGGUUGGAGAGGAAGCAUUUAUCACUGAAUGCUGGCCCCGAAUGAAGCCAUUCUACAUGAUGAGCACUGGAAAGUACAUUCCACCUGGGGAGGAGCCAAACACUAAUGAAGAAACAGAGGAUCCCGAGAACUUUGAAGCUGCGCAGGAUGAUGACAACAACCUUGCGGAACAAACGGAGGAGCCAGUUGAUGCUGUUGAGACUGAAGAAAACCCUGAAGAGGAUGUUGAUGAUGGAGAGCAUGAAGACGAAGAAGAAGGUGAUCAAGACAAGGAGGAAGAGGAUAGUGAUCAUGAAAAGGAGGGAGAAAAGUCCUUCUCUGAAGUUCAGUAUGAUGCAGAGACGCAAAGACUUAUUGAUGAUGCGGCCAACGCCAGGCAUGAGUUUGAGGAGGCCGAUCGGGCGCUGCGUGAUGUAGAGCGCGAGAUUCGGCAGAUUGAGGAGUCUCUGGACAAAGACUAUGGUAUCGACGGCGAGUUUGCCGCACUCGAAGGCGAAUGCUUUGAAUAUACCGACCGAGAAUACACCUACAAACUCUGUCCAUUUGAUCAGGUUACACAAAGGCCUAAAAAUGGUGGAGGAGACACCAGACUCGGCACAUGGGGCCACUGGGCUGGCUCAGAGAGUGACAGGUAUUCAAACAUGAUGUACACCAACGGCCAAUCUUGCUGGAAUGGACCCCAACGCUCAACCAAAGUGGAGUUAUCUUGUGGAACGGAAAACCUGCUGAAGGCAGUUAGCGAGCCGAACAGGUGUGAGUACAAGUUUGAGUUUGAAACGCCCGCCGCCUGUCACAUCUCAGAAGACGCGAGUUCCAAAGGCAUUCAUGACGAACUUUAAACAAUGUCUUCAUUUAAAGCAAACGCACUCAUAAGAUUUUUUUGUUCAAAAUCGUGUUUUUUAUUAUUUAAAUGUGUAAGCCAUAAAAGAUAAAUUAUGAUUCUUUUGUUCUCCACAUUCCCUUCUUGCUGUAAAUAAAGGAAUAUUUUUCCAACUGAGAA
Molecule: messenger RNA, 2015 nt
Organism: Cloeon dipterum
Lineage: Eukaryota; Metazoa; Arthropoda; Insecta; Ephemeroptera; Baetidae
Gene: GCS2beta
Product: glucosidase 2 subunit beta
Exons: 10
Coding region: 187-1854 (555 amino acids)
Biological process (GO): N-glycan processing
Cellular component (GO): glucosidase II complex
Molecular function (GO): calcium ion binding
Source: RefSeq, a predicted model, not a curated record